Messenger RNA from Brienomyrus brachyistius, 1597 nucleotides. RefSeq names its product liver-expressed antimicrobial peptide 2-like. Gene Ontology annotation, biological process: defense response to bacterium; antimicrobial humoral immune response mediated by antimicrobial peptide. NCBI's taxonomy places the organism in Eukaryota, Metazoa, Chordata, Actinopteri, Osteoglossiformes, Mormyridae. The record is from RefSeq and is a predicted model, not a curated record. The transcript has 3 exons. The coding region runs from base 95 to 583 and encodes 162 amino acids.
GGGGAGGGGGGCAGGAGAAUCCUCGGUGGAGCUGACGUUGGAUAUAAAGAGGCAACGCCAUGCUUGUCCCCCACAGAAACAUCUGUAAGCCAUUAUGUCCAUGGCCUGCUCCAGAAAGACUUCCUGCAAGAGGCGAGCGGAGAUGUACAGCAGGACAGGCAGGGCCCUGGGCUUGCUGCUUAUCCUGGUUAUCCAUCAGGUGUCCAGCAGCGGCAGGCCAGACACGGGCGGGCAGCCUGCUCACAGAGAGUCCACGUGGCCACUGAGACGGGCAGUGCGCAUGACGCCUCUGUGGAGGACCCUGGGAAGCAAGCCCCUUGGGGCCUUCUGCCGGGACAGCUACGAGUGCUCCACCCGAAUCUGCAGGAAGAGGGGACCAUGUCCCUGGGUGAAUGGAUCGCACCUGGGCCAUGUUUCACCACUAUAUCAGCAUAUCGUUCGCCUCCUCUUAGGAAUGGUCAUUGUGGCUUCCACCAACCAGCGAUAUCGUGAAGGAAGACAAUGGAGAGAGAAGAAAGGUCUUCGGAGGAACUGGAAACCCGCUUUUUUACAUUUACGCUUUACGUCUACACUCUUAGAUUAACGUAGGGGGGGUGAACAAGCAUAACGUCGAGGCUUUACUCUGAUCCUUUCAAGAGAAAUGUGUUUCGUGGCCGCAUGCAAACACGUUUUUUUGAGGUGGGUGUAGUUCGUCGUAUGUUAGUCUGUAGCGGUGUUUCUCAACUCGGUCCUCAGGGACCCCCAGACGGUCCACAGAUUUGCUCCCUCCCAACUCCCUACCCCGGCGCAAAAAAAUGUGGACCGUCAGGCAGGGAGCUGGACCAAAAUCACGGACCGUCUGGGAGUCCCUGAGGACCGGGCUGGGAAACAUCGCUUCAGAGCGUACAAAGGAAGCCAGGUGUAUCAUUUGAUUGCUAAUAGCGCUGGUUUUGAAGGCUAUUCCCUGAAAUAAUAGUAUGUGUGUUGCUGGUAUACAGUUUGCUAUGUGCAUGAGCUAUAGAUGCCUAGAGCUGAAACCUGGACUUACUUAAAAACAUGCGGAAUAGCAAAUAUGGUGCCUAGCUUUGGAAUGUGGGACAGACUGCUCCCUUUGUAUCUGUAGGAUUUUAUCUGCCCCUAACGCUGCCCCCCCACGUUCCUUAUUACCACAGCAGUCAUUCCUCCAGAGAGGAACGUCACACCAUGUAAUGUGUGAUAUUAUUCACCGCAUUGAGGGAUCUGAGACUGUUCACUGGGGGAGGUCACAGUGUUUAUGUGCUGCAUGAGUGGAAAAGCUUUGGAACUUUUCGUCUCUCUGGUUUGUAGGCAGAGUAUGAAACAGGAGUGAAACGCCAUGUGGAAUGAGAAUCGAGACAAUAACACGAUGAAGAUAGACCGUUUGAGGAAUUUGUCUGGGUGAAAUCACAUGUAUUGUCCACUUAUUUAAAGAAAACAUUCUCAUAUAUAUGUCCAUGUUAGUUACUCUGUGUUUUUUGUCCUGUCAUUGUACUGUAAUUCAAUUUGUUUUAAAUUUACAAGUAUACUGUCUAUCAACAACUUGAAAUAAAUAAAAUCAGACUUAGAAAUUAAAAGAAUCUGUCAGUGUUUAUGGUUUAAA